This is a messenger RNA of Amphibalanus amphitrite, 1287 nucleotides long. RefSeq lists its product as uncharacterized. Gene Ontology annotation, molecular function: nucleic acid binding. Gene Ontology annotation, biological process: DNA integration. The transcript has a single exon. The record is from RefSeq and is a predicted model, not a curated record. NCBI's taxonomy places the organism in Eukaryota, Metazoa, Arthropoda, Thecostraca, Balanomorpha, Balanidae. Bases 1 to 1287 code for a protein of 428 amino acids.
AUGGACGCCCAACGAACCGAGUACGGCCAAGACCUGGAUGCCCUCCAAGCGGGUCUUGACCUGCCGCGUCAGUCGAGCUUGAAGGCUCUCAACCCCGUGCUAGAAGAGGGCAUACUGAGAAAGGAUGGACGACUUCAGUAUUCCAGUCUCUCAGAAGAGGAGAUACGACCGGUGAUUCUCCCGCCUGGUCACCGGCUGGUUUAUCUCCUGGCUAUGAAGAUCCACGAAGAACUCUGUCACGCUGGAGUUCAGCAAGUUGUGGAUGCCAUCAGAGAUCGCUAUUGGAUCACCCGGGGGCGGCAAACCGUGCGCGCCUCCCUGAACCAGUGCCGCAAAUGCCACUUGUUCCGAGCCCAACCGUUCGCCAUGAGACCGGCUCCUCUGCCUCGGAGCCGGGUGACAGCCGCUCGACCCUUCAGCUGCACUGGCAUCGACUACGCUGGGCCGCUAUAUGUGAAGCGGCCGUUUGGAUCCGAGCCCGAGAAGGUCUACAUAGCGGUUUUCACCUGUGCCGUCACGCGCGCCCUGCAUCUGGAGCUGGUGGGUUCCCUGCGGACGGAAGACUUCCUCCGCGCCUACCGUCGUUUUGCCGCUCGCAGACUCAGUCCGACCAGCAUUAUCAGCGACAACGCCACCUACUUCAAGGCCGCCUCUGCCGUCCUGGCCACGGAGGGAGUUUCUUGGAGCUUCAUCGUGGAGCGGGCUCCAUGGUGGGGCGGCUUCUGGGAGUCGAUGGUGAAACUUACGAAGCACGCGCUGCGCCGCACACUUGGUGCAGCACUUCUCUCAUGGGAGGAGCUAGAGACAGUGCUCUGUUCCGUGGAGGGGGCCAUCAAUGACCGUCCUCUCACUCAAGUCAGUGAUGACCCGGAUGACCUGCGACCGCUGAGACCGUCAGACUUCCUUCACUGCUCUCUGGAAUCUGGUCCGAGUCCCGUCCGGGAGAGCGAAGCCCAGCGCCUGACACGCCGCCGCCGUUACCAGAGCCGAGUCAUGGAAUCCCUGUGGAAUCGCUGGCAGCGUGAAUAUCUGAGGCACCUCAGAGAUCAGCACCGACCUGAAGUGGAGCUAGCACCCACAUCAGGCGAUCUCGUGCUGAUCGAAGGCGAGACCUCUCCCAAUCGCCUGACCUGGACAACUGGCGUGAUCUGUGCCGUGCAUCCUGGACGGGAUGGACGAUCCCGUGCUGCCUCGGUGCGCACUGGGCGUGGUAUCGUAAGGCGGCCCAUACAGAAGCUGUAUCUCUUGGAGGCCGCAUCAGCCAGCCAGACGUCUCCAGAGGUCUGA